Molecule: messenger RNA, 2061 nt
Organism: Cinara cedri
Lineage: Eukaryota; Metazoa; Arthropoda; Insecta; Hemiptera; Aphididae
Source: the annotation of a GenBank genome assembly
AUGGCCGUCAUCAGUGCGGCGGUGUCGGCGAAUAACAGCCGGAGGUUCCCGGGCCUGUCCGAGAAGUUCGCCAAGUUCGACCGGGCGGCGGCGUCACGGUCCCGGCGCCCGUCCGACGAUCCGCCGCGCACGUUCUACCUGUUCACCGCGCUGUUCGUCGGCGUGUACAACCUGGCGUACGGCGCGUUCGCCCAUCGGGACGUCGCGUUCUACGCGCUGUUGAUGUGGACCGCGCUUUACGUGUCAACCAUGGUGCCCGUCGUCCAGUACGCCGCCUACGUCAGAAUGUUGCGGGAACGGUACGCGUUGGCCAACGGGAUUUUCGCCAACAGUGAGUACGCGCGCGCCACGAGGAUAUGGGCCCGGGGGAAUCGGGGGGUGGGGAAAACAAAUUCAAUAUCAAUGAUAACAUAUAAUGUAACGCUGGAAUAAUUUGUUUGACGGGUUCGUGUUAUUUUCAGUUCCCAUUCGCGCCGGUUUUCAGGCGGAAACGGCGCAAAACCGUCAUCGCGUACACUCAUCGGUAUUUACUCGGUAAAGGACGCGAUUUGCCGGGCCAGUUACGAUCACCCCGCCCCCUCCCCCUUUCCGAAUUUGCACCGGCAGGACGCAGUGCGUACGAAACGCCAAAGUCACCGCGGAGGGUUACGUGUUACGAGAACGAUUUUGAGUAAUUCAAACUCGAAUAACGUAUUCCGGACGAGCGUGAUAUCGAUAAACGUACGCGGACGUACGAGUUCUCUUUGUUUCGCGGUGACGGUCGACCGUCUUGAUCCACGUGGCCCGAGUAGUUUUUUUCGUCCGCACGGAACGGUUUUUCGUUAAAGAUUACGCAGCACCGUAACUCGUGGACUGCGGUACAACGAGACUAUACUCGCGAAUGUGUUUCAAAGUGAAUUUUUUUUUUUUUUUUUUUAGUUCCCUGUGCGCGACCCCCUGAAUACCGGGAGAUGGCGCGUUCACUUAAUUAUAAAGCUGCGUCCGAAUCGGGUCCCGGAUCUAAGUGAUUUUGAUAGGCAGUACACCGACAGUUGGGUCCCGAUGAAAUUUCGGAUAUUAUGAUAGCUGGGUACCGGCUUUCGGCAGGUUCGACACUAGUCGAGUCCAAACUCUUAUAAGCAAUAGGAAACGAUUGUUCCUUCUUAUUUUUACAGGCUGCUAGGAAUGCCGACGAAUUGUAGUUUUUAUAGUGUAACACAGGUACGGUUAAAGAAGUUUUGUUUUGCCAGACGAAAUGUUUUGGAAAACAUUCAGAUGGUGGCCUCCGGUCGGCGAAUGAAUACUGAUUUAGUAUAAUAUAAAAAAAAAAAAAAUGUUGAAAAAAUGUGUUAUUUAAUUUAAUUUAAUACAAAUACACUAAAUGUACUUAGGUAACGAUCUGUUAAAGAGCGUUUUGACAAAGCCAACACGAUUUACGGUACCGAUGUUUUUUUUCGGUCAUUUUCUCCUAUAUAAACGGUUCUUUUUAUAAAAUACAUUCCCGCCGUUUUUUUUCCACACUUAUCAUUUUGACGCAAGUGUCUGUUCGGAUACAUUUAAGAACUUCUAUUCCAUUCGCUAUAAACUCGAGACCCAACUAGCGUACAAUCCGUUAAAUCCGGGACCCGACUGGUAAAGUACUCGCGGGAACCCGGGACCCAUCUAGAGUAGAUUUUUGAACGCUGGGUCCAACUCGGACGCGCUCAACUAUAACGCUGCAUCUGCAGUGGACAUUUUUCAAUUAUAAUUAUCUGUGCAGGCGUAUUGAAGAACAGCUCUAGUUCGGAUAUCAGGUACACAAUGAUGUACCCGAAAGAAGUCAACAAUUUGUUCAAUGAACUCCGCGAUCUGACGGAAGAAGUGAAAACCUAUUACGCGUAUCACGCAAUAAUAAUCAUCGUCGAAUCGGUUUUGAUACUCGUGUCGAAUGCGACGACGUUAACGGUCGACUGCCUAAACGAGUUGGACAAGACGAUCGUCCGCAACUGUUAUUGCGUUGGACACUGCGCAUUGCGGUUGUUAUUCCUGUUUUACGUGGUUCGCGAAGCCCACAAGGCUGUACUCGAAGUAAGUAUAAUGUGA